UUUUACAAUAAAUGAAAACAGAAAUUUUUAAAAAAUAUCGGUGCGGGUGUGUCCUGGAUUCCUCGUUGUGGUGGUUCGUGAGAAAGAUGGAGUAGUGGGAAGGUUGUGGUUUUUGCUUUUUUGUGAGAAAUUUUCGAUCUCAAUUUCAGUGAAGAAUAAAACGCUGCUAGAACCGGAAAAAAAAAAAAAAAAAAGAACCCUAGUUUUUUGCCCGCAUAAUGGACCCAUGGAAAUCGGAUGAUUUCUCACCAGCUUCAGCUCCUUCUUCUACUCAGCCUCUCUCUGUCUCUGUGCCCACCUCCAAUCGCUCUCACACCUCUCACUCUGAUUCAAGACAAAGGCUUGAUGUGGAAGUAAAGGAUCCAAUUGCUGCAAGAAAAGUUCAGAAGGCAGACCGGGAAAAGUUGAGAAGGGAUCGACUAAAUGAGCAGUUUCUUGAGUUGGGAAACACAUUAGAUCCAGAAAGACCAAAGAAUGACAAGGCAACCAUUCUAACAGACACAAUCCAAGUGCUGAAGGAUUUGACUGCUGAAGUGACCAGACUAAAGGCUGAGUAUACAGCACUUUCUGAAGAAUCACGUGAGUUGACACAAGAGAAAAAUGAGCUAAGAGAGGAGAAGGUGUCUCUAAAAUCCGAUAUAGAAAAUCUGAAUGCCCAAUAUCAACAGAGAGUGAGGGUGAUGUUCCCAUGGGCUGCUAUCGAUCCUUCUGUUGUUAUGGGUCCACCUUACUCCUAUCCAGUGCCUGUUCCUGUCCCUCCAGGUUCAAUUCCCAUGCAUCCAUCGUUACAGCCUUUUCCUUUCUUUGGUAGUCAGAAUCCUGGCACUAUUCCCAAUCCUUGUUCCACUUUUGUUCCAUAUCCUACUCCUUCCAAUCCUCCGGUAGAACAGCCAGCAGCUCAAUAUGCAUCCACUUCCCACACUUCAAGCAAAGAAGAUUCCAAAAGAAAGUCAUCCGAUCAUCAAAGGGGCAACAAUGUGGAAAGAUGUGAUGAUUCCAAUGAUGUGGCAACAGAUCUCGAACUUAAGAUACCAGGAUCUUCAGUGCGGCUGGAUUCGAGUUCUGGAGGUAGGAAGGGAAAGCAAUCACAGAGGAAGGAAAGGAGUGCUACAGAUGGAAGCUCUUCUAGUAGGUAUUCUUCGUCUCAAGUUCUUCAGGACAGCUCGUCCAACAGUGUAGGUGACCCUCCAAAAUCUUAACGACUAAAUAUGUUCAAGUUGCCUGUACUACUGACCGUAUCAUCCCGUGUUCUGGGACAUCCUGUAAAUACUGAAAUUUUGACUGUUCGCCUGUUUCUGAAUCGAUUCUAACGAAAUUGCUGGUAAGAAGGCAAGGCUGUUCUCCUGCUGGUAACUUCCUCCACCACAAAAGGUUGUUAGGGUGGUGUGGUUGGAUUGUGCCAUUCGAUUGAUCAAUCCAAGAGGUUCUGUGAUAUUCUUCAGGAUGGGAUGGCUUUUAUUAUUUCUUCAAAGCCCUGGGAUUCCAAAAGCUCGUUGGUUGACAAAAAAAAGGGUAGUUGGAUAUGAAUGGAUUAGAAAAAGAAGGGUGUUUGGAUAUGUGAUAAAUGAUGUCAAAUGUGGUUUUGUUGUAAAAUGCAUUUUCGUUUUACAAUUUGUGUUGUAAAUUUAGCCUUCUAGUGAAUGCCAUUUAAAGAAAUAAAAUGAAUUGGAUUUAUA
Ziziphus jujuba (common jujube) is the source of this 1676-nucleotide messenger RNA. Its product is annotated as transcription factor bHLH121. Gene Ontology annotation, biological process: intracellular iron ion homeostasis. Gene Ontology annotation, molecular function: DNA-binding transcription factor activity; protein dimerization activity. The coding region runs from base 219 to 1199 and encodes 326 amino acids. The transcript has 5 exons. Lineage: Eukaryota; Viridiplantae; Streptophyta; Magnoliopsida; Rosales; Rhamnaceae. The record is from RefSeq and is a predicted model, not a curated record.